UUUACUUUACUGAACAAAAGUGGCAUGCAUGUUAUUUGGCUCUCACUUUUAACCACUACCAUCCUCUAGUUUUGUUAUUUGAGGGCUCUUACACAAAGCGGUAAGUGAAUGAGUGAAUGCAACCAGUAUAUUACUGUGUUGUUGUAAUAUUCAUACCAAAACAAAGUCUACUUUCAAAUAUCUUUUCUAAACAGCUUAUUUGUUCAUCAAAAAUCUCAUUUUGGCUUUUGGGUAGUUGUUUUCUUGGACUUGUAAAACCAGUAAAAGCAAGAAAAAUGAUUGCUGUUUUGGGAUAUUUGACCUUAUUCAGCUUCUUGGCUUAUGCUAAUGCUAUGCUUACUCCAGCUGGUGUCAAUUAUGAAGUGCAAGCUCUAAUGGAGAUAAAGAAGGCUUUAAAUGAUCCUCAUAAUGUUUUGAACUGGGAUGAAAAUGCUGUUGAUCCCUGUAGCUGGAAUAUGGUGACUUGUUCAACUGAUAAAUUUGUCAUUAGCCUGGCAAGUCCUAGCCAAAGUUUGUCUGGCAAAAUAUCACCAUAUAUCCACAAUUUGACUCACCUUGAGCUUGUACUUCUGCAGAGUAAUAAUAUAUCAGGAUCAAUACCUUUGGAGCUUGGAAUGCUUCCAAAACUUAAGACAAUUGAUCUUUCUGAUAACAAGUUAACCGGCAAAAUCCCUUCCUCUUUAGCUCAACUGAAAAGUCUUCAAUACUUGAGAAUAAACAACAACAGUCUAACUGGAGCUGUUCCUGUGGACUUGGCCAAUAUGACUCAGCUGUCACUUAUGGACUUGUCUUUCAACAAUCUCAGUGGUCCUGUGCCAAGGCUUCUUGCUAAAACAUUCAACAUUUUAGGGAAUCCCAUGAUAUGUGCAACUGGUAAAGAGGCAGAAUGCAAUGGAACAGCACCCAUGCCCCUCUCCUUCUCUUUAAACAAUCCACAAGAUACUCAGCCUUCUGGAAAAACAAAGAGUCACAAGUUCGCCUUUGCCUUUGGGACAAGUCUAGGGUGCAUCUGCCUACUAAUAGUCGGAUUUGGAUUCUUUCUGUGGUGGAGACAAAAACACAAUAAGCAGAUUUUCUUUGACAGUGAUGAACUACAUCAUGAAGAAGUGUGCUUAGGCAACUUAAGGAGGUUCCAAUUUAAGGAACUUCAGGCUGCCACAAACAACUUCAGCAGCAAGAACAUACUAGGGAAAGGUGGUUUUGGACAUGUUUAUAAAGGCCGUCUUCAAGAUGGGAACAUUGUAGCUGUGAAAAGGCUCAAAGAUGGAAAUGCAGCUGGAGGCGAUCAGCAAUUUCAGACUGAAGUCGCGUUGAUCAGCCUAGCAGUGCAUCGCAAUCUUCUCCGGUUGUAUGGAUUUUGCAUGACACCAACUGAAAGGCUGCUGGUCUAUCCUUACAUGUCUAAUGGAAGUGUAGCUUCACGGCUCAAAGCCAAACCAACCUUGGAUUGGAGUACAAGAAAAAGCAUAGCUUUGGGAGCUGCAAGGGGUUUAUUAUAUCUGCAUGAGCAGUGUGAUCCUAAGAUCAUUCACAGGGAUGUGAAAGCUGCAAACAUACUACUUGAUGACUACUGUGAGGCUGUUGUGGGAGAUUUCGGAUUGGCAAAGCUUCUGGAUCAUCAUGAUUCACACGUCACAACUGCGGUUAGGGGAACCGUUGGGCAUAUAGCUCCCGAGUACCUUUCUACAGGACAGUCCUCUGAUAAAACGGACGUUUUUGGUUUUGGUAUUCUCUUGCUAGAAUUGAUCACUGGCCAAAGAGCUUUAGAAUUUGGUAAAGCAGCAAACCAGAAAGGAGCCAUGCUGGAUUGGGUAAAAAAGAUACACCAGGAGAAAAAACUAGACAUGUUGGUGGACAAGGACAUGAAAAACAACUAUGAUAGAAUUGAGCUAGAGGAAAUGGUACAAGUUGCAUUAUUGUGCACUCAAUAUCACCCAAGCCAGAGACCAAAAAUGUCAGAAGUUGUAAGAAUGCUAGAAGGGGAUGGACUAGCAGAGAAAUGGGAAGCUUCUCAAAGAGCAGAACCCAACACAAGAUGCAGCAGAGCCAAUGAGUUUUCCUCUUCAGAAAGAUACUCUGAUCUCACUGAUAAUGAUUCUUCAUUGCUUGUACAAGCAAUGGAACUAUCUGGUCCAAGAUGAUUAAUAAAGAGCAUCAGAGACAGAAUGCCAGAACAAGAAUCCUGUGUGAUAUUUGAGAUUGUUUAUAAGAUUAUACAGAAGCUGCAAAUAGAAUAUGCAUACAUUCCGACUGUAAAGGAUAAUUUGUGAACAACUGAUUAGGCUGAGAGUUAUUUUUCUUUUUUGUUUACUGGCUGAGUGAAAAUAUUUAUGGGAUGUUCUUAUUCAUAUAUAUAUAUAUAUAGAGAGAGAAAUAUAAUACACUUCACUUGCUAAU
Molecule: messenger RNA, 2397 nt
Organism: Nicotiana attenuata
Lineage: Eukaryota; Viridiplantae; Streptophyta; Magnoliopsida; Solanales; Solanaceae
Product: protein NSP-INTERACTING KINASE 2-like
Exons: 11
Coding region: 117-2141 (674 amino acids)
Biological process (GO): protein phosphorylation
Molecular function (GO): protein kinase activity; protein binding; ATP binding
Source: RefSeq, a predicted model, not a curated record